Molecule: messenger RNA, 2281 nt
Organism: Sphaerulina musiva SO2202
Lineage: Eukaryota; Fungi; Ascomycota; Dothideomycetes; Mycosphaerellales; Mycosphaerellaceae
Product: glycoside hydrolase family 125 protein
Exons: 2
Coding region: 97-2148 (683 amino acids)
Biological process (GO): carbohydrate metabolic process
Source: RefSeq, a predicted model, not a curated record
CCGACUUCACGUGAACGAUGCAGAUCCCAAAUUGGAUCAGCCUCAGGAGAGUUACAAUAAAAAGUGCGGUACAUCACACUGCACAUUCGUGGAGUAAUGGUCAAGUUGAAUUCCUGGAGGACGUUGACAUUAUUGGCAGCAGUGUCUGCUGUUCAAGGAGUAGCUCAAUGGGACAAUACGCUCUUCGAGGAUCAGGUGAAUUGUCCCAAAUAUGGGGACUACACUGAUCACUGGCAUGGACCGUCGAGCGGCGGGAUCCAUAACAUGUCCUCUAUGCGGCCAGAGCCACGUUGUCGAAGCUUCAAGAGCGCAGUCGUUGAAGCCACCAUCGCGAAUGUCACGGCCUCGAUUGCAGAUGUCGACUUGAAGCGACUAUUCGAGAAUACCUUUCCCAACACCCUGGACACCACUGUGAGCUGGCGAGGAGUAUCGGAGAACAAUACCGAAGAGGAGCUCGCAUUUAUUAUUACGGGUGACAUUGAUGCCAUGUGGCUACGAGAUUCCGCAAAUCAACUGCAAUCCUAUGCUGCUCUCCUAACAGCUUCGAACAGCCACGACGAUGCCUUGCCGUCCUUGUUCAGGGGAGCCAUCAAUUUGCAGGCCCGCUACCUUCUCGCCGCGCCGUACUGCAAUGCCUUCCAGGCUCCUGCUGAGCAAGGGAGAGAUCGCGUGGAGAAUGGCGCACACAAUGGCCAGAAGAUCAGGCCCGAAUAUGACUGGAACAUGGUUUUCGAGUGCAAAUAUGAGCUGGACUCUCUUGCCGCUUUCCUCCAAUUAUCUUCUACGUACUUUGAGAAGACGGGCGAUCUCGAAUUCUUUCGCAAAUUCAGCUGGCUGUCUGCAACAGAAAUGGUCCUGAACGUGGCACAGAAUAUGACCGAUCAUCCCACUUACAAUGAUAACGGCACUACCGCAGAGCAGCCGUAUACCUAUUCUCGAGUGAGCAACCAUGGCAUAGGUAAUCCAGUUGCAGCAGGCACUGGUCUCGUGCGAUCCUUCUUUCGACCUUCGGACGACCCAACGAUUUAUCAAUUACUGAUCCCCUCCAACAUGAUGUUUUCCCAAUUCACCGGACUGGCCGCCAAUAUAGCCGACCAACUGGGCAACCAGACUCUAGCCAAACGCAUGCAGGAAAUGUCCGCAUCGAUCCGCGCAGCCAUUACAGAACACGGCAUCACGCACACGAAGCAACAUGGCCCCGUCUACGCAUUCGAAGUCGACGGCUACGGCAGCGCAAACGUCAUGGAUGAUUCCAAUUCUCCUUCACUGCUUUCUUCCGCAUUCUUCGGUUACCACAACAUUACCGAUCCCAUCUAUCAAAACACUCGAGCCCGAGCUCUCAGUAUAUAUAAUCCCUACUGGGCACACGGCAGCCACAUCUCCGCGGUGGGUGGUCCACACAAUGGUCCUGGAAAGGCCUGGCCGUUGGCGUCUAUAAUGCGAAUUUUGACAUCUGACGACGAUGAAGAAAUCUCGCAGCAGCUGAGACAGCUCGUUAGCAGUACGGAUCAGAAAGGUCUGAUGCACGAAAGUGUGAAUUCUCACAACUCGAGCCGCUGGAGUCGAUCGUGGUUUGCGUGGGCUAAUGGCAUGUUUGGCGAGUGUAUACUCGAUUUGAAGGAACGAAAACCGCAUUUGUUGCAGUUGAGUUUUCAGGACGUACAAGUGGAUUCUCAUGAUGAUCGUGGUCAUGUGGAUUAUACGCCGUUGAUGAACGGCAGUGACGGUUCAUUGGGUAUUGCAAACUCUACCGUUACCUCUUCUUUGGAGACUUCAGGUCCUGACGCCGAGGCCACUCCUCCUCCUCCUCCUUCUCUUUCUACUACAGCAGACUCUCAAGCUAAACACGAAGAUGAACAAUCUCCUAAUCACAAUCACGAAGAAGAAGAAGCAAAACCCAUGUCCAACCACGACCAUGCCCACGGAGCAGCACCAGCGGAACACCACGCCCCAAUCCACAUCGAAGAGAGUAAAAUGACCUGGUUUUGGUUCAUGACCGGUUUUCUCGCAGCAUGCUCUCUACUCAUUGUCGUCCUAUCCUCGUGGAGGAGGAGGAGGAGGAGGAGUCCAUCUCUCAUCAAGAAUAAUCAAGAUCAUAGCGACGACGGAGAAGAAGAAGGAGUACCUUUAACGGAACUGCACGAAUAAGUAAAAAAUAAAAUCCAUAAAUGACUUGUGUGUACCCUCACAGUAAGGUACUUUUUCGUGAUGAUAUUUUCUCGUAAAGCGAUAAUAGAAAUCUGUAUCUAGCGUGUACAGUACUAUACCUACCCUACCUUAC